Messenger RNA from Salvelinus fontinalis (brook trout), 4545 nucleotides. RefSeq names its product CD276 antigen homolog. Lineage: Eukaryota; Metazoa; Chordata; Actinopteri; Salmoniformes; Salmonidae. Gene Ontology annotation, biological process: cellular response to lipopolysaccharide; immune response; negative regulation of T cell proliferation. The record is from RefSeq and is a predicted model, not a curated record. The coding region runs from base 584 to 1480 and encodes 298 amino acids. The transcript is spliced from 5 exons. Gene Ontology annotation, cellular component: external side of plasma membrane.
GCAUUCUGAUAGAAGAUAACAGAAGGCAGGCCGUGAAAACAUCAGGAGGGAGAGAUAGCUCAGUGAAAGACAUUUUGGUAAGGUGAACCUUGAUGAUCCCAGUGAUCUGCAUACUGUCGAUUAUGAUAGUGAUCUUCCUGAUAGGAAUGUGUGCCCUGCAUGCAAGCAGAAGUCAAAUAUUUGCUGAGCAAAAAUCUGCUGUGUACCGCUUCCUCAUAACAACAACCUUGCGGAAAUAGCCUGCGAUAGAAACAGAACGUUUUGACUCAGCACACACAACUGGCACAGGUGCAUGAAAGAGUGACAGGACAACGAUAAUGAGACAUUGUGGUGAAAUGCUACUACUAGUGUGUGUUUAAGUUGUUUGUACAGGAGGAUUUUGUUAACAUGGAUUUGAUGGAACGAUUGACACCGGAAAUGGAUAAACAUACCACAGUUAAGGAGGAGCCACACUGGAGGGACACCAUGUUUCUCAUUCAACUUUCCUCCCGCUUAGGAGCAGGUGGGGACACGGUAGACAGUAAGCUCCAAACUAAAAGGACUGUUUAUUUGAUUGUUUUUUCAUCCAUAUAUCCUGAGUGCAAUGGCCAGACUAAUACCUAUUUGUAUUUGGCUGUUAUCUGUUGUAGACUCAUCUCAGAUGUCGAGCCAUCCCAUCAUUGGGAUUCUUGGAAAGUCCAUCAUGUUGCCUUGCAGCCUGAAUUCAUCUGCACCUGUUGUCCCAGCAAGACUCACACUAUACUGGACAGCAAGACUCAAGCACCAGAAGGAGGACCAAGUGGUCUAUGCUUUAUACGACGGAAAAGAGAACAACGACCCCCAAUUUCCAUUCUACAAAAACAGGACGCAAAUCUUCAAGGACCAGCUUUCUUCUGGGAAUUUCUCCCUCUUGCUCAAAGAUUUAAGGGUUAAAGAUGACCUUACAACUUUCUUCCUCUUUUAUCAUCAAGAGGAUGGAAAUUACAACACACUUGACCAAAACAAAGAGAUGUGCUUGACCACUGUAAAAGUAGCAAAAAGCUACCAUAAACCCAUUGUGACAGUGAACUAUGAAGAAUGGAAGGCAGAAUGCACUUCUCAGGGAGGCUACCCUAAACCUAGACUGACCUGGACCAAUCAGAACGACUUACUAGACCCCGAGGUUCCUCAGAUUGAUCAGGAUGCAGGAAGUGGAACAUUGAACAUUUCCAGCACCGUGAACAUCACAGACAAUCAGACUGUGACGUGCUCCAUCUUCAACCCGACUCUGAAAGAGACCUUGAACACCACAAGAUCAACAGGCGUGGUUCAUCCUUGGGAGCAGGGGGGCCUACUGAGCGGCAUAAAAGCAGGGAUUGGUGCUGUUGCUGUUGUUGUGAUUGGGUCAGCACUGGUGUUCGUCUGCUGGAAAAAGAGCAUGCAACAGAAUGGUGCCGAUACACAGGAGAUGGGCCCACUACGACAUUGCCUACUCCAAUGUGUGCUUACUACAAAGUGUUAAACUGGUAAUAUUGAUCAAAUUUUGAUCUAUAGAAUGUUUUUUUAAUCAAUGUUACCAUUUGACACUUAACCCUUUAAUACGUGUUGAUCCCAGGAUGUGACUGAACACAGUGUCACAGUGCUGUUAGGAUCAAGGUCACUCAAGAAUAGGGUUCUCUAGCUACUAAAAUACCUUAAUUUUGAUUGAUUAUUUGUUAGUAUAGUUGAAGUCAGAAGUUUACAUACACUUAGGUUGGAGUCAUUAAAACUUGUUUUUCAACCACUCCACAAAUGUCUUGUUAACAAACUAUAGUUUUGGCAAGUUGGUUAGGACAUCUACUUUGUGCAUGUCACAAGUCAUUUUUCCAACAAUUGUUUACAGACAGAUUAUUUCACUUAUAAUUCAAUGUAUCACAAUUCCAGUGGGUCAGAGGUUUACAUAUACUAAGUUGACUGUGCCUUUAAACAGCUUGGAAAAUUACAGAUAAUUAUGCCAUGGCUUUAGAAGCUUCAGAGGCUAAUUGACAUAAUUUGAGUCAAUUGGAGGUGUACAUGUGGAUGUAUUUCAAGGCCUGCCUUCAAACUUAGUGCCUCUUUGCUUGACAUCAUGGGAAAAUCAGAAGAAAUCAGCCAAGAGCUCUGGCUGACCUCUGGUUCAUCCUUGGGAGCAAUUUCCAAACGCCUGAAGGUACAAACGUUUGUCUGUACAAACAAUAGUACGCAAGUAUAAGCACCAUGGGACCACACAGCCUUCAUACCACUCAGGAAGGAGACGCGUUCUGUCUCCUAGAGUGGAACGUACUUUGGUGUGAAAAGUGCAAAUCAAUCCCAGAACAACAGCAAAUGACCUUGUGAAGAUGCUGGAGGAAACAGGUACAAAAGUAUCUAUAUCCACAGUAAAAAGAGUCCUAUAUCGACAUAACCUGAAAGGCAGCUCAUCAGAGAAGAAGCCACUGCUCCAAAACCGCCAUAAUGUAACGAUUCUCGUCCUCUUCGUCUGAGGAGUCUGAAGAUUCGGACCAAUAUGCAGCGUGGUAAGUGUUUGUCAUAUUUUUAUAAAAAAACUGAACACUACACAAAAUAACAACGAGGAGAAAACGAAACAGUUCUGUAAGGUGAACAGAUACUAAACAGAAAAUAAACACCCACCAACCCAUAGUGGGAAAACAGGCUACCUAAGUAUGAUUCUCAAUCAGAGACAACGAUCAACACCUGCCUCUGAUUGAGAACCAUACUAGGCCAAACACAUAGAAAUAACACAACAUAGAAAAAUGAACAUAGACUACCCACCCCAACUCACGCCCUGACCAAACUAACACAAAGACAUAAAAAAGAAACUAAGGUCAGAACGUGACACAUAAAAAAGCCAGACUACGGUUUGCAACUGCACAUGGGGACAAAGAUCAUACUUUUUGGAGAAAUGUCCUCUGGUCUGAUGAAACAAAAAUAGAACUGUUUGGCCAUAAUGACCAUCAUUAUGUUUGGAGGAAAAAGGCUGGAGGCUUGCAAGCCAAAGAACACCAUCCCAACCAUGAAGCACGGGGGUGGCAGCAUCAUGUUGUGGGGCUGCUUUGCUGCAAGAGGGACUGGUGCACUUCACAAAAUACAUGGCAUCAUGAGGUAGGAAAAUUAUGUGGCUAUAUUGAAGCAACAUCUCAAGACAUCAGUCAGGAAGUUAAAGCUUGGUCGCAAAUGGGUCUUCCAAAUGGACAAUGACCCCAAGCAUACUUCCAAAGUUGUGGCAAAAUGGCUUAAGUACAACAAAGUGGCCAUCAUAAAGCCCUGACCUCAAUCCUAUAGAAAUUUUGUGGGCAGAACUGAAAAGCGUGUGUGAGCAAGGAGGCUUACAAACCUGACUCAGUUACACCAACUCUGUCAGGAGGAAUGUGCCAAAAUUCUUAUUGUGGGAAGCUUGUGGAAGGCUACCCAAAACAUUUGACCCAAGUAAAAAAAAUUAAGGGCAAUGCUACCAAAUACUAAUUGAGUGAAUGUAAACUUCUGACCCACUGUGAAUGUGACGUAAGAAAUAAAGGCUGAAAUAAAAUAUUCUCUCUACUAUUAUUCUGACAUUUCACAUUCUUAAAAUAAAGUGGUGAUCCUAACUGACCUAAGACAGGGACUUUUAACUAGGUUUAAAAUGAAGAAAUUGUGAAAAACGGAGUUUAAAUGUAUUUGGCUAAGGUGUAUGUAAACUUCCGACUUCAACUGUAGGUACCUCAUGUUCUGUUUUAAAAAUCAAACACUUGAUCUCAGUUGAAGCUGACGUUUAUCUCAACGAGUAGCAACUCAAAAUACAAUGGAAAUAGAAACACCAAAUCACCUAGUAUUUUUCUAUCAAAAACAUAUAAACAAAAUAGACUGUCCAAUCGAUGAUACGAAUCAUGACUUCUAUACUAAACAAUUAGUGAUGAACACAACACUUUAAUAUUCACCAACACCCAAAUAGGCCUGUCAACAUUAUUGCAGUGUUCUAUUAAUUAUGCUGUCAUUUUCAAUUGUUAGUUUCCUCUCAGUUUUUUCAGGGACACAUUGAAAGCUCAGUACAGCCCCAAUGCGACUGGUUAAGAAUCACUGUGCCACUGUACCAUAAUGAUGCUGUAGGGAGGAACACAGGCAGGGCUGGUCUUAAACACAUCUGCUUUGGGUCCGCAAAGUAUUAAGCCUGGUUGACAAAAAAAGUGCAAUGAUGCCAGUUGGUUUACCUUGGUUUAAUAGAUUUUUCUUUAUUAUUUUUAUGAUCCAUGACAAUGAAGGACUGAAAAUGUUCUUUAUGUUCUCUGUUACAUUCCCAUUCAUAUGCUUCAAAUAUUAUUGUAUUAAGGGGCUAUUCUUGUGUUUUUUACUUAGCUUUCUGUACCGUGGUAAUGGGUCAAUUUUAGUUAUGCCAGCAAUUUUCAUGAUUGGCAGCUACACAGAAUCUGAUAUGACUUGAAACUUAAAUGACAAUGACCUGAAACAAGACAUUUUGAAAUGUUGUACAAUACUACUGUCAAGAGGUUCUUUGUGUUUCAACAGGAAGAUUGCAUGUUAUGUUAUUUUCUUUUUUACCUCAUUGAGCUUUUAACUAAUAAAAGAUUCCUCUUGAUA